CUCAAAUCGUUGCUCAAAACGCGACACCGGCCGCCACCUACGCAGUCAUCAACGCCACGUCGACUAAAACAAACAAAAAUAAUUGUUUCCGCUUUAUUUUUUUCCACUGUCACUCUGAAACAGAGUUUGACACCGUGCACUAUGCUGGAUCCGUCUUCUAGCGAAGACACCGGCGGGGAGUCCGACCCAGAAGUUGUCCAGGAUCCCCAGAGGAAACCGGCCGCCUCCUCCUCUGCAGGGAAACGGGAGAGCAGCAGCAGCAGCGACCGCACGGCCGGCCAGCACCUGCGGUCCGCCGCACCUGGAAGCGCCCUCGGCAAAAGUGCAAAAGAAAAUAGCACUACAGGUGAAGCGCAAGAGAAGAGGGAGCAUGAGCAGAUCCAGAAGGAGGAAGAGGAGAGGAAAACUAAACUGCAGAUUUAUGUAUUCGUCCUCCGGUGUAUAGCCUACCCGUUCAACGCAAAGCAGCCCACCGACAUGGCCCGGCGACAGCAGAAGGUGAAUAAGCAGCAGCUGCAAGCAGUAAAGGAGCGUUUUCUUGCUUUCCUCAAUGGGGAAACGCAAAUUAUGGCAGAUGAAGCUUUCUUCAACGCUGUGAGAAGCUACUAUGAGGGCUUCCUAAAGAGUGAGCGCAUUUCCCGGAUGGUUCAGAGCGGUGGCUGUUCAGCUAAUGACUUUCGUGAGGUUUUCAAGAAAAAUAUUGAGCGGCGUGUCCGCAGCCUUCCUGAGAUCGAUGGUCUGAGCAAAGAGACUGUGCUCAGUUCCUGGAUUUCCAAGUAUGAUGCCAUCUACAGGGGGGAUGAGGACAUGCAGCGUCAACCACAGCGGGCACACCUAAAUGCUGUUUCAGAGCUCAUCCUUAGUAAAGAGCAGCUCUACGAGAUGUUCCAGCAGAUCCUCGGCAUCCGCAAGUUUGAGCACCAGCUGUUAUACAAUGCCUGCCAGCUGGAUAAUGUGGACGAGCAGGCAGCUCAGAUCCGUCGAGAGCUGGACGGCAGGUUACAACUAGCUGAGAAGAUUGUCAGGGAAAGGAAAUACCCAGAGUUCGUCUCUGCUGACAUGGAGGCUUUGUAUAUGGAGGAGUUGCGAUCAUCUGUCAACCUGUUAAUGUCGAAUUUGGAGAGUCUGCCAGUGUCUAAAGGCGGUCCAGACUUCAAACAGAAGCUCAAAUGUUCCUCCCUGAAUAACUCCUUUCUGGAUCUCGGAGACGAGGGAGCCAUUCUGUCCAAGUCAGACAUUGUGCUGUCCUUCACUCUGGAGAUUGUGAUCAUGGAGGUCCAGGGGCUGAAGUCAGUGGCCCCAAACCGUAUUGUUUACUGUACCAUGGAGGUGGAAGGAGGAGAAAAGCUACAGACUGAUCAAGCAGAAGCCUCAAAACCACAGUGGGGGACUCAGGGGGACUUUUGUACAAGUCACCCUCUGCCUUCGGUCAAAGUGAAGCUCUUCACAGAAAGUACCGGGGUCUUAGCUUUGGAGGACAAGGAGCUGGGCAGGGUGGUCCUGAACCCAACCACUAAUGGACCAAGGCAGGCAGAAUUCCAUCGGAUGGUCAUCCCUAAGAACAGCCAGGACAAGGAGCUGAAGAUCAAACUGGUGGUCCGCAUGGACAAGCCUCCUAAUAUGAAGCACAGUGGGUACCUGUACGCUAUGGGACAGAGAGUCUGGAAACACUGGAAAAAAAGAUACUUUGUUCUUGUUCAGGUUAGUCAGUAUACAUUUGCAAUGUGCAGCUACAGAGAGAAGAAAGCUGAGCCUCAGGAGCUGAUGCAGCUGGAUUGCUACACAGUGGACUACUGUGACCCGCAGCCAGGUCUGCCUGGUGGUCGGUUGUUUUUCAAUGCAGUGAAGGAAGGUGACUUGGUGAUGUUUGCCUGUGAUGAUGAGCAGGACCAGAUGCUGUGGGUCCAGGCCAUGUACCGGGCCACUGGACAGUCCUACAAACCGACCCCCCCACCACAAAAUAGAACCACAUACUGCAGAGGAGGAAACCAAAAAUCAGCAUCCCCCAUCAGUAAUAAAGGUCUUGAUCCAUCUCAGCGUCAGGGAGUGGAAGAACUGAUUUCAGCAUUUCCAUGUCGAUUCAACCAUGCUGCCCUAUUCACCAUUUUACAGAAAAACACACUCAAACACCGAAUGAAUGACUCCUUCUCCUGCUUGGGCUGGUUCAGUCCUGGUCAGGUGUUUGUCCUGGAUGAGUAUUGCGCACGUUAUGGUGUUCGAGGGUGCCACCGCCACCUGACUUACCUGAAGGAGCUGAUGGAUUAUUCAGAAAACAACACAAUCGUUGACCCCAUGCUGCUGCACUACAGCUAUGCCUUCUGUGCCUCCCACGUCCAUGGAAACAGGCCAGAUGGGAUAGGGACAGUCACCAUGGAGGAGAAAGAGCAGUUUGAAACAAUCAGAAGUCGUCUUAUGGCUCUACUGGAAAAGCAGAUCACACAUUUUAGGUAUUGCUUUCCCUUUGGACGACCAGAUGGGGCCCUAAAGGCAACUCUAUCCCUUCAGGAACGGGUUUUGAUGAAAGACAUCACUACCCCUGUUCCUCCAGAGGACAUGAAGAAACUGGUGCAGAGGUGUCUGGAACAAGCAGCUCAAAUCAACUACUGUCAGCUGAUUGAAUAUGCUCAAAUCAAGGGUGAGAUGGACCCUCGGGUAACUCCAGAGAAAAGACUGGAGGACAUGAUGAGGCUGGGAGAGCUAUGCAUUGAAGUUCUGCAGCAAAAUGAAGAACAUCACUCUGAGGGAAGAGAGGCUUUUUCAUGGUGGCCAGAGCUAAUGACUGAACACGCUGAGAAGUUUCUGUCUCUGUACAGAGCCGACAUGGACGCAGCUCUUCAGGUCCAGCCAGUCAACUCCUGGAACAGCUUCCCACUAUUUCAGCUCUUCAACAAUUUUCUGCACACAGACCUUCACUUGUGCAAUGGGAUGUUUCACAAACACCUGCAAGACCUGUACGUCCCCCUGGUGGUGCGAUACGUCGAUCUAAUGGAGUCAGCCAUUGCCCAGUCAAUCCACCAUGGCUUCAAGAAGGAGACCUGGCAGCCUGUCAAAUUGUUAGCUAACAGUCUAUCCAGUGUUCCUCUGGCUAAAGUACCCAGCCUUCCCCUGCCACAGAUACCAAUCUUCUCAGCAACUGCCUGGAUUGGGCCGAUGUGUGAGAACACCAAUACUUCAGCCACCUCAGAGGAUUUGUUCUGGAAGCUAGACACUCUACAAAUGUUCGUGAUGGACCUCCGCUGGCCAGAGCCGGAGUUUGCCAAGCAUCUGGAGCAAAGACUCAAACUGAUGGCCAGUGACAUGAUGGAGGCCUGCGUCAAAAGAACAAAAUCUGCAUUUGAUGCCAAAAUGCAGAAAGUGAGCAAGUCAACAGACUUCCGGUUGCCGCUCUCCGUCUGCACCAUGUUCAACGUGCUGAUUGGUGCCAAAAAGCAGUGCCCCAAACUCUGUGUGUUGAACUGCAGUCAGGAGCAACAGUACCACUCCAAAAUUGAUGUUCUGAUUGAUGAGGCAUUAAAAGAAAUUAUUUCAUCCCUCGUCUCAAAGUUUUCCGCUGUUUUAGACGGUGUCCUGUCCAAGCUCUCAAGAUACGAUGAAGGGACAUUCUUCUCUUCAAUCCUCUCUUUCACAGUGAGGGUUCAUGCCAAGUAUGUAUUAAUUUUUAAACCAGGGUUGGAUCUGGCUGACACCUACAUUACUUUUGUACGACAGAACCAGGACAUCUUCCGAGACUGCAUCAGUGAUGAGCUCUUCAUCAAGAUGGUGUUUGAUCAAUGGUACACUGGUUCCAUGAAGGCGGUAUGUGUUUGGCUGACUGACAGGCUAGACCUACAGCUGCACAUGUACCAGCUGAAAACACUCAUCAAGAUUAUUAAGAAGACCUACCGUGACUUCAGGCUGCGGGGUGUCCUGGAUGGCACGCUGAACAACAAAAGCUAUGAGACCAUCUACAACAGGCUGACAAUGGAGGAGGCUACUGUGGCUGUCAAGGAAGGUGAUGGCCAGCUGGGCAUCAGCAUGAGAGACAGUGAUGAGGAGGAUGACUAAAUACACACACCACACAUUCUCCCGGCACAGAACUGGUUACUGCUUGAUUAUCAUCUUCUCUAACAGACCUUUCAUCACAAUUGAUGCUCUACUACAUUUCAUAAAGUAGUUCACACAAACCUGAAGAACAGUUAACACAUUGUUCUAGUAGGAUGGUUGAAAUAUUGCUAUGGCAUUUUCAACAAGGACAAGUUAUCAAUUCGUGCUAGAUUGCAUCAG
This is a messenger RNA of Archocentrus centrarchus (flier cichlid), 4263 nucleotides long. It is a transcript of the gene cadps2, whose product is annotated as Ca++-dependent secretion activator 2. The record is from RefSeq and is a predicted model, not a curated record. The transcript has 30 exons. Gene Ontology annotation, cellular component: glutamatergic synapse. NCBI's taxonomy places the organism in Eukaryota, Metazoa, Chordata, Actinopteri, Cichliformes, Cichlidae. Gene Ontology annotation, biological process: dense core granule exocytosis; positive regulation of exocytosis; synaptic vesicle exocytosis. The coding region runs from base 142 to 4044 and encodes 1300 amino acids.